AUGGUGGAGGCAUGUGGAUACCGUAGCUCAAUGGUCGGACUGCACAAAGGCGGAAUGACGAAGGUUGCGUUCGCGCAGUCCCACGGUUCGACUCGGGGAACAGUCGGACGUAUCAUUAACAAGUUGCAAACGUUUGGCAGGAUCGAGGAUGGCUUAAGAUCAGGAAGAUCCCGCUCUGAUGCAGAAUCAGUGGACAGUGGACAUCGUUCGAAAGCGCGUCGAUUGGCAUCCAAAGCGCAGUAUGAGUCAGAUAGCCCGAGAGCUAAAGUUGUCCAAGUGUACUGUCUGAACCAUCGUCAAGAAACAGCUAGGGUUGACCCUUCUUUGUAUUCGUAA
Messenger RNA from Necator americanus (New World hookworm), 336 nucleotides. RefSeq lists its product as uncharacterized. The record is from RefSeq and is a predicted model, not a curated record. Lineage: Eukaryota; Metazoa; Nematoda; Chromadorea; Rhabditida; Ancylostomatidae. The transcript has a single exon. Bases 1 to 336 code for a protein of 111 amino acids.